Arabidopsis arenosa is the source of this 1343-nucleotide messenger RNA. NCBI's taxonomy places the organism in Eukaryota, Viridiplantae, Streptophyta, Magnoliopsida, Brassicales, Brassicaceae. The record is from the annotation of a GenBank genome assembly.
ACGCGUCGUCGUCGUCGUCCGUCUUCAACUUCUCAACCAUCGCCGCCAUAAGCAGAGUUUCACAUAUAAACGAAAAAACCCCUUCGAGGAACCAAUCAGAAAUCACAAGUCGACGAUAUGGAGAACGGAGAUAUUCCAGAGAACGCCAACGAGGAUUGCCCAGGUCCUCAAUCAGAAACUGCUGGAAAGUCAGAUUCUUGUGCAGGUUGCCCUAAUCAGGAAGCUUGUGCCACUGCUCCUAAAGGACCUGACCCAGAUUUGGUUGCCAUUGCGGAGAGAAUGAGCACUGUUAAGCACAAGAUUCUGGUUUUGUCUGGCAAAGGUGGAGUUGGUAAGAGUACUUUCUCAGCUCAGCUUUCGUUUGCUCUGGCGGGCAUGGAUCAUCAAGUAGGUUUGAUGGACAUUGAUAUAUGCGGUCCAAGCAUCCCAAAAAUGUUAGGUCUUGAAGGGCAAGAGAUUCACCAGAGUAACCUUGGAUGGUCUCCGGUUUAUGUGGAAGAUAACCUUGGUGUCAUGUCCAUAGGUUUCAUGCUCCCUAACUCUGAUGACGCGGUGAUCUGGAGAGGUCCACGCAAGAAUGGUCUCAUCAAACAGUUCUUGAAAGACGUCUACUGGGGAGAGAUUGAUUACCUUGUGGUUGAUGCCCCACCAGGAACCUCAGAUGAACACAUCUCGAUCGUCCAGUACCUUCUACCCACGGGGAUCGAUGGUGCCAUCAUUGUCACGACACCGCAGGAAGUCUCCUUGAUUGAUGUGAGAAAAGAAGUGAGCUUUUGCAAGAAAGUUGGAGUCCCCGUGCUAGGAGUAGUAGAGAACAUGAGUGGGUUAUCUCAACCGUUGAAGGAUGUCAAGUUCAUGAAGCUGGCGACAGAGACUGGCUCCUCCAUUAACGUGACCGAAGACGUAAUCUCUUGCUUAAGAGAAAACGCACCAGAGCUUCUUGACAUCGUGGCUUGCAGCGAAGUGUUUGACAGCAGUGGAGGCGGUGCAGAGAGAAUGUGUCGGGAAAUGGGAGUACCGUUUCUUGGGAAAGUUCCUUUGGAUCCACAGCUUUGCAAAGCAGCUGAACAAGGUAAGUCAUGCUUUGAGGAUAACAAGUGUUUAAUCAGCGCACCUGCGCUUAAAAGCAUCAUACAGAAAGUCGUUCCUUCAACAGUGAUGACCGAGUGAAGAAGAAGAAGAAGAAACUUAUGUAACACUUUGGUCAGAUAUGUGAACAGACGAUGAAUUUUCACAUAAAGGAGAGCUUUAUCUUUCGUUUCUCGGGGGUGUGGUUAAGUUAUAGGCUGUUUGUGUAAGUUAUAGGCAAUGUUUCACAUGUCGAAUAAGAUUUUUAUAAUGAG